AUAAUUAUUCUGAGAACAUACAUAAACUAUUUAUUAAUUUACUCUAUUCUUGUAUUGCAUUUCUAAUUGACAUAAAUAAAAUAUAUGUUUUAAAUAUGAACGAGUGGAAUUGUUGCAGAACAUGUUUGAAUUCAGAAUCAUUGAACCCCAUAUUUCAAUUUCCGAAUAUCAGCACUGAAUAUACCAAUGUAUUAUUUAUGGUUACCGGACUAAAGAUUGAAAUUAAUGAUGGUAUGCCCCAACAACUCUGUACCAAAUGUGUGGACUUCAUAAAUCAAUAUUUGGACUUCAGAGACACUUCCCAACAAGCUCAUAAAACUCUAUCCGAGAAAUUAAGCUGUACCAAUAAUGAUGUAACUAUUGACAAAGAAAACAACAUAAGUGUUACAUGUGUGAAAGUGGAGGUUGUAUCCGAAGAUGGUAGUUCCAAUGAUAUGCUGGACUCAGAUAGAUUAAGUUGUAAUAAAAAAGUAGAUGGCGAAAUGGAUAGCAUGGAAUAUAUAACAACAGUUGAAGAAUUAUUAAAGCAGAGGAAACAACUUGUGUUUGAGAAUAUUACAUAUAAAAAAACAUACAGUAAUAAUAUGAAAAAUGAACCUAUAAUUAUUGAGGUACCUCCAGAAGAUAGCAAAGAAGAGAAUAUAUCACAAGGUAGAAUAGAGGACAAAACAGCAGACAAUUGUCUGGUGGAAUGCAAAUAUUGCCAUAAACAGUUUAAAAACAAAGUAUCCAUGUUCAAUCAUUACAAGACUCAUAAUGGAUUGAAAUAUGUGUGUGAGCACUGCGGCCGGAAGUUCAUGACGAGACGCCGCCUGGUGAUGCACUGCAAAGCGAAGCACGGCUACGAGAAGACCGACAAGUGCUCCUAUUGCGAGUACCGGGGUUCCAAUCCCGAGCUGGUCAAGAUCCACGAGAGGAUUCACACUGGGGAGAAACCUUUCGUGUGCUCCACGUGCGGGAGCGGGUUCCACAGACGCAGCACCUACCUGCAGCACAUCGCCAUCCACCUACCACACAAGACAGUACCCUGCGACGAAUGUCCGGCUCUGUUCAAGUCGGUGACUCUAAUGAGAAUACACAAGAACAGACAUAAAGUGAGACGCAAGAAACGGGAGAUGAGAGAGAAGAGUGCGUCAUCCUCGGGCACGCAUCAUACCAGCCAGCCGAUUUGAAGAUGUGUUGUUUAUUUGGAUUUAUACUAUCAAAUUGUGGAAUGAACUGCCGAGUUUUUCUCGAGAGACUGCAUGAAAUCUAACCAAGUCAGAGUUUGGCUAUUAUAUAUUGUCCUACAUAAGUUAUAAGAAAAUAUAUUUUAUGUUGUUAUAAAUAAAUUUCACGAAUAACCAUUGAACUUGGCAUCCAUUUAGAUCUCACUUCUUUUGUCGUUGAAAUCAACAACCAAGGCAUCUAUACAUAUAAAUAAAAUUGGAGUGUCCGUUUGUAAUAUUGAAAUAACCGUUUUUUACUACAUGCAUAUGAAUAUAAAUACGGUACAUACACCAGAAUAACAUUUUUUACAAUAUUUGUCCGUCUUAUCUGUUCGUUCCGGCUAAUCUCUGAAAUGGCUGGACCGAUUUUGACGGGACUUUUUUUGGCAGGUAGCUGAUGUAAUAAGGUUGCCAACGAUGUAGCGUAUGCAUUUGACAUGCCCAUAUUUCUUUGAGUAUAUUUGAAUUUAAUAUGGCAUCUGUUAGAUUCAUUUGUAUUGUUACGGUAACGAUAGCAGAGGUAGAAAUAUUACAUUUAUUUUAGAAAAAUUCUCAAACUUUUUUGUAUAAUUCCACACGGACGAAGUCGCGAGUACAGCUAGUAUAUCAUAAUAUAUAACUUGGCUCUCAUUUCACAUUUUGUUUUGAUGGGAUUUAAAAGGUAUAAGUGAACAGACAGCGUCUAUUUUCUUGUAUACUAA
Molecule: messenger RNA, 1909 nt
Organism: Achroia grisella
Lineage: Eukaryota; Metazoa; Arthropoda; Insecta; Lepidoptera; Pyralidae
Product: zinc finger protein 717-like
Exons: 6
Coding region: 96-1172 (358 amino acids)
Biological process (GO): regulation of transcription by RNA polymerase II
Cellular component (GO): nucleus
Molecular function (GO): DNA-binding transcription factor activity, RNA polymerase II-specific; RNA polymerase II transcription regulatory region sequence-specific DNA binding; zinc ion binding
Source: RefSeq, a predicted model, not a curated record